Tarenaya hassleriana is the source of this 2357-nucleotide messenger RNA. Its product is annotated as rop guanine nucleotide exchange factor 3. The transcript is spliced from 7 exons. Lineage: Eukaryota; Viridiplantae; Streptophyta; Magnoliopsida; Brassicales; Cleomaceae. The coding region runs from base 157 to 1794 and encodes 545 amino acids. Gene Ontology annotation, molecular function: guanyl-nucleotide exchange factor activity. The record is from RefSeq and is a predicted model, not a curated record.
UUUGUUUUCUCUGAUUCUGUGUUUUUAUAUUUACACGCAAGAAAGCUAAAAGUCCGCCUUGUUCACCUCCGAGGUUUUCUUUAGUUCGCUCUCUUCUUACCUCCGCACGCCAAACGGCUUCUGCUUUUUUGCUUUUUGUUUUUUGUUCCUACUUUAAUGUUCUCGUCCUUGAAAUUUCACUAUCCAAACCCAAAAGAUUCUCCCGGUUCAAAUCUCAGAUUCCGGAUUCCAAACUUUCCUGAUAAAUUACAACCGAAGCUUCAUACUUCCACAACGUUGCCGUGCUCUUUCCUCCUAAGAGCUGAGACUAAGAGAUUGAGCGUUCCAACGCAGUCUUCCACAAAGAUGGAGACUUUGUCGAGUUCCGAUGAGAACUACGAAGUGGGUUGUCGUCAAUCGCCUCGUUCCAUCGACCCAAGUGACCAGUCUGCCUCGGGAACUCCCGUUUCCUCGACGGUGAGCUCAGAUUCCUUUGUGUGUCCUCGGACAUGUUCAGAGACCUCAGGCUUUUCAGACAACAUAGAUGAUACCAACAGCUUCUGCAGUGAACCUUCUCCUUCUGAUUGGCCUGUCCUCACCAAAUCCAAGUCCGAAACUUACAGUGGGUCAGAAACAGAAAUGAAAUUGCAGAAGAAGGUGUUGGAUGUGAAUCUUGCAAUUCAAGGAAUUGCAGAACCAGAACUGGACAUGAUGAAGGAAAGGUUCGCAAAGCUUCUGCUUGGGGAAGAUAUGUCAGGAAGUGGAAAAGGGGUUUGCUCUGCAGUGACAAUCUCAAACGCCAUAACCAACCUUUACGCUACUGUUUUUGGACAGAAUCUGAGGUUAGAGCCGUUGGAUCCGGAGAAAAAGGCAUUGUGGAAGAGAGAAAUGAACUGUCUUCUCUCUGUAUGUGACUACAUAGUCGAGCUUAUUCCAAGGUCACAGAGUCUAAGCAAUGGAGCCACUAUUGAGGUGAUGGAGAACAGACCAAGAUCAGACAUACACAUCAACUUGCCUGCACUGAGAAAACUAGAUUCCAUGCUGAUAGAGACGUUGGACAGUUUCCAGGAUACAGAGUUUUGGUACGCAGAAGAAGGCAGCUUAUCAAUGAAGUCAGUGCGUUCUGCCACCGGAUCAUUCAGGAAAGUUAUUGUUCAAAGGAAGGAAGAGAAAUGGUGGUUGCCGGUUCCGCUGGUUCCAUCAGAAGGUUUGUCUGAGAAAGCAAGGAAGCAUCUGAAGAACAGGAGAGAUUGCACCAACCAGAUUCACAAAGCCGCCAUGGCUAUCAACAGCAGCAUUCUGGGGGAGAUGGACAUUCCAGAAUCUUACAUGGCAGCUCUUCCAAAGAACGGUAGGGCCAGUAUUGGAGAUUCAAUCUACCGUUACAUGAGCAGCGGAGAAAAGUUCUACCCCGAACAACUCCUUGAUCGUCUCAACAUGGCAUCUGAACACGAAGCGCUUCAGCUAGCAGAUCGAAUAGAGGUUUCCAUGUACACAUGGAGACGCAAAGCAUGUCUGAGUAACUCCAAAUCCUCGUGGAACAUGGUGAAAGAUCUCAUGUCAGGCACAUACCACCCAGACAAGAACUACAUUUUGGCAGAGAGGGCAGACACUCUACUCUUCUGCUUGAAACAGCGUUUCCCAGAGAUGGCUCAGACAUCACUAGACAUAUGCAAGAUUCAGUACAACAAGGAUGUGGGAAGAGCAGUGUUGGAGAGCUAUUCAAGAGUUCUUGAAGGAUUGGCUUUCAACAUAGUUGCUUGGAUUGAUGAUGUCCUUUACGUUGACAAGAGCAUGAGAGGUGAAGAAGUAUAGAAACCAGAUACGUUAACUUUUGAGAUAUUAUGUCUCUGUUUCUAUCUUGUAAAUCAGGUGGAUGUCAACCAAAAUCUGGAAUGGCAUAUGCAUAAAAAAAAGAAGAAAAUACCGAAAUUUUUUCAAACCUCUGACCAGAAAUAGCCAAGUAUUUUCAGGGGCGAAAACCACUACACAUUGGAUCAGGGAUUUACAGGGGCCACAAGAUCAGCAUAAAGCUACGAACUUUACUAUCCACCGGAGUCCAUGAAUAUCUAGACAUUAUGAACGCGUGACGCGAAAACCAAGGCCAACUCUCCGAAUUAUACAAGUUGUUGUUCGGGAAGGAAGUAAAGAUGGGAUCAAUAAGGAAUGAAAACGGAGAUACAUAUAGUUCUCGGGAUCAGUUUACAUAAUAAAUUGAACUGAGCAAGAACCGGAACCCAAUUAAUUAUCCCUAUAUAUAUAAUAUACACAUGGAGGGCUGCGACCGAACGCAAAGGGUUAGAAGUUAAAAUACACGCUCUCACUUGGCCAGAACCAGACCGUCAAGGACUGUCCGACGAUGCACAGGCAGACAGACC